AUGGCCAGUAAUGAAUCAACCGAGACUGAAUUAAAUUCACCGCCACCACAACCCCAACCGACAACACCAACAACAACAGCCAUGCCAAGUGAAAAUAUUGGAGAAGAAAUUUCUGAAGUCGUUGAAGCUUCCAAUCAACGUCGCAGAUCUGCUGCCUAUCGUGGAGUCCAUUUUGCCUCCGUGCCCGAGGAGAAUGAAGACGACGUGGAGCAGGAGGAUCUCUGGUGGAGAGAAGUAGAAAAUGCUGAAUUCACCCUAGAUCAUGUUCCGCAUGUAACAUCGGUAUUUACACCCUCUCCGGAGGAUAUACUCGAACAACCCACCAGUCCGGAGGAGACUUUGAAUGCCAUUUACGAUGAAGAAUUCGAAAGGCUACAUCGUAUUGCAACUCGCAUCAAGAAUACGAUGGAAGAGCAAAGGGUUCGGCAUUUCAGUGAAUCAAGUCAGGAUAAUGACACGCAAUUGAAAGUGGAGGCGGAGGAAGUUCUUCAAACUCCCUCGACAACUGCUGGCGCCACAGCUAACAAAGAACAAAGUUUGGAUGAAUUUAAAGAGGAAUUACGCCUCAAGCGCCUAACACGACAAUCUGCCAUUCAGGGCCUGCGUGAUGAAAUCUCUUUGUUGCGUAAACAACUGGAAAGGGAGCGUGACAUCUCACGACGCCUACGUAAUGGUGAACAAGUUGAAGAGUCACCUCCACUCGAUUUGGAAGAGGAGAAAAAAUCCUCUAAAUCUCUUGCAGGGCUGGAGGGAGCCACUGCCUUACCCAAAAAUUGCUCAUCGGAACUCCUCGAUGAUAACGAUGAUGAAAAUCCUAUGGCACGCAGCCGUCAUGCCAAUAUUGAAUUGGCCAAUGCCCAAUUGGCUUUGCAAAUGGCCAAUUCAGAAAAUCUUUCGUUGCGUGGCGAAUUGGACAUUGUACAAAAGCAAGUGGCCUCUUUGAAAGAUGUCAUUGCCUGUUGCAAGCAAAUGUUAACGGUUAAAGAGGAACAAUGCAAUGAGUUAAAACAAAGGCUGAGCGAAAUUGAAAAAUCAUUUGCCGAACAUGAAAUGAAAAUCAUGUCUGAUAAUUUACGCCAGGAAUACGAAAGACAAUUGGUUAAUAUCCGUCAAUUGAAACAAUUGUAUGAGGAGCGACAGCGUGUGGCGGCGGCGGAAUAUGAAAAUUUACAACGUUUAAUAUCGAUUAAACGCGAUGAAUUGGGACAGGAACAGGAAAAAACGAAAGCCCUCGAAGAACGUAACAAGGAUAUGGUGCGAGAAAUCGAAUUGGCAAACAAUGAAUUGGCGUGUCUGCGUGAUGAAUGUAAGGAACAUCGUUUCGAAAAGGCCGCUCUCAAGGAAGAAAUGGGCGCAGUGAAUACGCUCUUCAGUCAAAUGGUGAUGGGUUUUAAUGGCAAAAACAAUUUAGACAUCGAUAGACUGACAACCAUGCUGGAGGAGAAUCGCACAUUGCUAAAUGACAUGGCAACUAAGGAGUGUACGGAUGGUGCCACAUUGCCAAAAUUAUUAUUCGAAUUAGUUGAGCAAGCCAGCGUUAAAGAUACGACAGGCAUGAAUGAGGAUGAACGGGCCAACGCAUUAUGCCGCCAAGUUAGCAAAGAAAUGACCCAUAAGGAAAACGCGACUGCCAAUGAGGAGACAAAAAUUGUCUCUGAAGAUAAUAGUAGCUGUAGUUCGCAGGACGAGGAAGAUGGCGAAGAAAACGACGAAGUUGAUAAUGAAAAUAUGAUAUUAGCAAGCAACUCCGAGCAAACUGUAACCAGUGCAUCCGAACAGCAACAACAACCAGAAAAUAUUGAUAAUACCGAUGCUGCUGUAGUUGCAGGUUCAGCAGCUUCUGCCACGGCUAGCUCAGAUGUUGCAUUUGCCACUAAUGAAAAAGUUAGUGGCAUUACUUUACAACAAACUAAGAGCAAAAAGCAACAUCACUCACAUCAUCGUAAAAGUUCGAAUAACAUUAAAAAAUCCACGAACACCACCACCGCCGCCGGUGGCAGUGGCAGUGCUACUCUGAAAUUCAAUGAUCCCAGUGUCAUGGCAAAAGUUGCCUCAACCCAAGAAAUUAUUGGCAAUCUACCAAAAGUUUGGCGCGUUUUAGUUGAGCUACUUAAUCAUCAUCACAUCGAUCCGGUGAAAUUCGAGGAGAACGGUAAAGGCGAAGAUUGCUAUAAAUCGGUACAGACACCGUACGGACCCAAGGCGGAGCUAAGCGUCAGCAAGACAUAUUUGAAAUUGAAGGAUCUAAUAUUGGAGAAAAAGUCAUUGGUGAAGGAAACUAAUCGUCUGAAAACAUUAAACAGCCAUCUGGACUAUCGCCUAAACGAACAGGAGAAACGCCUGAGUACCGUCAGCUUGGAAUUGACUAAAACUUGGCAUUUGGUUGGCAAAAUGCAACGUCAACAUCGUCAAAUGCACACCCAGGAGCAAAUUUUACGCUACCAGCUGCAGCAGAAACGUCGCCUGCUGCACGAACUGAAGGAUGAACUGGAGUACUGUCGCCGCAAGUGGCAGGCGGCACGUGCCAAAAACGAUGAAAGUCAAGAGCAGUGCGAUGAUUUACGACGUGAGUUUGCCAGGCGUAAAUUGGAAGAUGCAAAUAAUUCGGCUGAGAGCGGUUACAGCGAUUCGGGUGGCCCCGUGUCCGAUGAGGAGGAUGAUGUUGAUGCUGCCACUGGCAUUGCGAUGGAAAAAGAGGAUGUGGAGGUGAAUGUUGAGGACGAUGACGAUGCCAUGGCCUCCACUUCGACUGGGGCUGCCAGUGGUGGUUGUGUCAACUAUAGACGCAAACGUUUGAGGGAAAUGUUUGAACAUUCACGUAAAAUAAAACGCAUGCAGAGCACUUCGCCCGGCAGGGCAAAUGCCAACCCCAACAACACUUCAAAUGACACUGAAGAGGUGGUCUUGAGAUGGAAUAGUGCACCACCAACAUGUGGCUGGAGGAAGGUGGGAGAGGGCGAAGACAACGAUGACGACGAUGAGGAGGAGGAUGAAGAUGAAGAACUGGAAAUGGCAACAAUUUUGGUAAGGCCAAGUACUUCGGCAAGUGGUGCCAUACCAAAAUCGAGCAGUGCCAGAUCUUCUAGACGCUCUCAAAGACGUAGUGUGGAGAGAUCCAAUGCCACCGAUUUACCAGAUGUAGAUGAACCAGCCUCCAACCCCGAAUCUGUGGAUGAUAGAGCAACGCGCAUUAAACGCUUGGAGGAACAAUGUAAAACUUUGAUCCAACAGGUUUUGGAGACGUCAGAUAAUAGAGAACGUCUGGAGGUUCAGUUGAGACGUUUCCAAGAUGAAAUGGCUCCCGUUCAAUAUGCAGUACCCUUGGAAGAGCUAAUGAAUAAGAAGCGUAAGGAUCGUACCACCCGUGCUAGUUCAGCUCCUGCAUCGGGCACCCUAACACCUCGUGAGGAAGAAUAUACCAGGCGCCGUUCCGAACGUCUGGGACGUUUAGAAGAAGAAAGUCGCCAGCUAUUGUUCCGCAUUAAACGUACCUCCGAUAGGGGUCAUUAUUUACGUUGCUCUUUGGAUCGUAUACGCCGCAAUCCAGUCUCCAGGGAGGGAAGUUUUGAAAGUAAUACCGAGGAGGAGGGACGCAAGUCGGAAGAUGAAGCCUCCGUCAAUGCAAAAACAAAUGAAAAUGCAUCAAAGCAAUCUGCAAAUCUACAGGAUGGGCCCAGCACAUCAGCCCAAUCGAUGAAAAGUCCCCUAAGUGCCCAAGAAGAAGCCUAUACCGCUCGCAGGGCGGCACGUCUCCAUCGUCUGGAGGAGGAGAGCCGUCAAUUGUUAACCAAGCUAUCACACAACAAUAAUCGUGGUGAUAGUUUGGGUUUAAGACUUGAUAUACUACACGAACGUCAUGGAUCUCAGGAAGAACCAACAGCCACAGCAGCAUCAUCCUCAACCACAACCAAUUCUACCUCAAAAAUACCAGUAGCCGGGAAACUAACCACCGAACAGCGCAUAGAAAACAUAGAGAAAAUCUCCUCGAAUCGUGAACAACGUUUGCGCAUUCUCGAAGAAGAAGGACGCCAGCUGAUCAAUCGCCUCUCAGAAACAUCGGAAAAGGGUACACAAAUGAUCAAUCGCAUUGCCGAGCGCGAACUCAAUCGCCAGCAGCGUUCCAACUCCACACCGCAAAGAGAUAAUGCAGAUUUGCCAAGUACCUCCACGGCAGUAGUAGAUCCUCUGCUGCCCACCCUCAAGAAUGUGGCCUGUUCCAGCAUUGUAAGUGAUGAAUUGACGGAAAGGGUAACCAUUACCACCACACCUAGUCAAAUUGCGGCCCAUCAGGGUGCCAUACCAAAAACCACAACCACCACCACAAAACCAGUCAGCAAGCCCACGACUCAGCUACUGGCAGCUCGUUCAAAAUCCGAUCGUCUGCAAAGUAUCACGCAGCGUAAACCCGAAGAAACCAAGGAGGAAAGUUUGGAGGAAAUGGUCAAGCGUUUGCAAUCUUUACCCUUCCCCAAAACUGAGGAAGAGAAAAAGGAGGAGGAGGCUACAACUGUAGGACAUCCCGCCGAAGUGAAGGAAGAUACAAUUCCCUCUCCUCCAGAAAAUGAAAAUAAACUAGAACCUCUACAAGAACCAACUAUGGCAACAAUGGAAGAAUCCUCCGAUAAUGCAGCCACCUCAAACGCCACCGCCCCAGCUGCUGCUGAUCCCGCUACUGGUAUCACCAAUCCCAACCCCAAUGACAACAUAUAA
Musca vetustissima is the source of this 4710-nucleotide messenger RNA. Its product is annotated as nucleoprotein TPR. The record is from RefSeq and is a predicted model, not a curated record. NCBI's taxonomy places the organism in Eukaryota, Metazoa, Arthropoda, Insecta, Diptera, Muscidae. The coding region runs from base 1 to 4710 and encodes 1569 amino acids. The transcript is spliced from 6 exons.